Messenger RNA from Cylicostephanus goldi, 215 nucleotides. The record is from the annotation of a GenBank genome assembly. Lineage: Eukaryota; Metazoa; Nematoda; Chromadorea; Rhabditida; Strongylidae.
AUGGCUGGUGUUAGCGGAGCUCUACCACCGGUUGACGUGGACAUGUUGCUGCGAAGAGCACUCGUAUUCAGCAAACUGUUCACGAAAAGUUGGGGACAUCCGAAUACGUUUAGGGAACUGAUGAAACACAAGGCUGAGGUGAUGUCUCAACGUCGAGCUGAAGAAGUUUGGAAGUCAUUGAAAAUGAAUAUGAUCAUAGAAAAGGUGAGCUGACG